Messenger RNA from Salarias fasciatus (jewelled blenny), 3919 nucleotides. RefSeq names its product activating transcription factor 7 interacting protein (gene atf7ip). Lineage: Eukaryota; Metazoa; Chordata; Actinopteri; Blenniiformes; Blenniidae. The record is from RefSeq and is a predicted model, not a curated record. Gene Ontology annotation, molecular function: transcription coregulator activity; protein binding. Gene Ontology annotation, cellular component: nucleus; transcription regulator complex. The transcript is spliced from 14 exons. Gene Ontology annotation, biological process: regulation of DNA-templated transcription. Bases 596 to 3445 code for a protein of 949 amino acids.
GCCGCUGCUUGUCUCUACCUCCAACUACCGUCGUUAUUGUGAGGCAGCCUCAACCACUACUGCGGCUUCGUCUCUCCAGGCUGAGGUGCUGUUGCUGCUCCUCCUCCGCCGCCGCCGCCGUGUGCAGACCGUCCACACACACCGACCCGUCAUCUACCGGACCUCUCCAGACUCACCUUUACCGGCUUCAGCAGAAACAAGGGCAACGGCUGGUCGACGCGACGCGACGCAACCGACCAACCGACCGACCAACUCCCUCCCCCCUCCUCCUCAAUGCAACCAGCACAGCCGCAAACGCCGGUGGUUGACGUCUGUUGAGGCGGUUUUUUUUUUCUCUCGUGCGGGAAAGGAGGAGGAGUCUAUUCCUAAAAAAGGAGGACCGGUCUGGGACUGGAGUCCGCCAACACCGAACUACGGUUGUUGUUGCCCGGCUCUCUAGUUUGGCAGCUGUGUUUCCAGCAGCAGGAGGAGGAUCCAAAGGAUAAGAGUGCCACAAAGUCGGAAAGAAAAUCGCGGGAACGUCGCUCGACAACGACAGACAGCCGGUUCUCGACGAACCCUGUGGUAAUCUCAGCCUUUUGGCUUGAAGGGAGACAUGGAAGUUGUAGUAACAGAGGAGAAGAAGAAGAUUUUCCGAGCAAGGAAAACGAUGAAAAUCAGUGACAGACAGCAGCUGGACUCUCUCCACACUACUUUGUUGACAGCAGCCCCAGGAUUAUCCAACCCAUCUCCACCUCCAAUAAUGAAUGGCACACAUAAAGAAGAUGGACAAAAAUCUGGCGAAAAAGAGCAGAACAACAUCUCUGGAUCAAACUCCCCCCGUGCUCCGUCACCUUCCUCUCUAACUUCCCUGAGCUCCCCGGCACCGUACUUGUCCUUAAACCUGUCACCUUCACCCCCCUCCUCACACAGUCCAAAGGCACAGGAAGAAACCUCCCCUCCCUCCUCACCAUUCCUCAGUCUAAACUUUGAACCAAACCAAGAUGGCGAGGAGAACGAGUGUUUACCGUCCUCGUCUAAAGACUCUGUUACACCAGCAUCGACAGAAUGUACGGAACAAGAGACAAAAGACACGGAGGUCGUCUCGGCAGAAGAACAGAAGGAUGAAGCUACAACACCAACGGAACAAGCUGUCGACUUGGCGAAAGAUUCCACUAAAGGUUCGGCAUCAUGUUCGCCUGCUCAACCUCCAGCAUCUAACUACACAGAACCAAUGGACACAGACAGUGACAGUGCAAAAACCAUGGACCUUGAACCCUCUGCAGCAAACGUAAAAGAUGAAAAAGCCUCCUCCCCUAAACAUAACGCUUCUGGUCUCCCCUCUUCGUCUGGUCCGUCUCAUCCAGCGUCCUCUUGCACCGACCAGAAGCAAACUAUAGAAAUCAAAGACGAUGAUGUCAAAAACGAAGAGAUUGAUGAAGAAGACGUGAAGAAACCCUCAUCAAAUGAUACAGAGAUGGAAGUGGACUCAGUGAAGGUGGAGCCCAAAAAGUUAAAAGAUGAAUCCACAAGAAAGCCAUCUCGACCGUCCUCCACUCCACCGUCUAAUACAGUUAAGGAGGAGAAGUCUUCGACCUCAGGACUGAAGCGCACCUUAUCAGAAGGUUAUGAAAAAGAUGAACCAAGUGUGAAAAAAGAGGGAAAGAAGAUGAAGAUGGACCAGCAAGAUGAGCUGGAAGCCCAACUGGAAGUUAAAAUUACUGCAAAAGCUGGCAGUCAUCCUAAACUUGAAAAGAUUGUGCAGCAGCUGGUGGAAGAGCGAAUGAGGGUCUUCGAGCUCACCAUUUUCGACAAACACUUCCAAGAACUGAAGGACAGAGUAGACAAAAUCGAUUGUGCCACUAAACACCAAGCCGCCAUUAGUACACUCCAAGCCAAGAUAGCACGACUAUCAAAGAAAUUCGGAGAAGCUAAUCAGGCAUCAGAGAACAAAAGAAAACAAGAGGCGCUUGCUGCAGCUGCUGCCGCCGCCGCCGCUAAUGCUGCUAAGACUGCAACUGUUGCGAGCAACCCUCCGACUCAGCGGCCAGUCCGCACUUCCAUUGAGUUAAAGCAGACCCCAACCAUUGUUUCAUCGUCCACUACAGUUGUUCAAGCUUCACCAGCACUGGCAGCCACUGCCGCAGCAUCAACCUCCACCACCAGUGCUGUGGUUUCACAGACCCCCAUCCUCCAGCUCAUCACCUCCACCUCUAAUGCCGCCUCCAACCUGGCCGCUGGCAUCAACACCCAGAGUCCAGCGGGCACGCUGCUGCUGAAGACGGCCUCCGGGAGCAGCAUGAUGACCACUGGCCAGCCGCUCCUCAUCCAGCUGCCCGGAGCGCUGGUCAACAUUCCCGUCUCCUCUCUGUCCGCCGCCAACUCCCUCAACAAGGCCAAAACCACCGCUUCCACCACCACCUUUAUACUAAAGCCCGCCCCCGCCACGACAACAGCGUCAGCCCCCGCCGCGGUGGCCGCCACGGUCCCGGCGCUGCAAGCCCCCACUAGUCAGAUGCCCUCCACCCAGAUCUCUCUGGCACGCGCCGUAUACCAAGGCGGCACGGGGGCAGUGAAUACACCAAAUGCCGGGGUGUCCGUGACCACGGCCCGGACUCCGGCUCAGUCCGUCUCCGCCGUGGGAGCCAUGUCUGCAGCCUCUUCGCCUGCUGCCUCCGGGCCGGCGGCCACUGGCUCCACGGCUCCAGGGCCGCCACAGGGAACAUCCCUGACGUCAAAGACAGAUAACCAGGCUACCGGAGCGUCUUCAUCCAAAGCAGCGACGCCAACUGCUCGACCCAAAGGCUCGGUAAUCGAUCUCACUGAGGACGAUGAUGAUGUGCAAGUGACCGGAGUCAAAAAUGCCACCGUUCCAACUCCCUCGCCGAUCCUCCGCCCCAACACAGUCGUCAGCAUUCCCAACAGUGCAGGAGCGAAGUCCUCCCCUCAAAGCAAUCAAAACUCCUCCAACAUUCCUCAAUUGACUGUACACCACCGCCCCCCACUGGACUCUCCGUUGAAAUCCCGCGCUGUGAACAACACCGCGGUAACCCGGGGCUCCAGCGUGACGCUCCCCCCUCUCCCCAUUGCACCCGUGCUGUCCCGUUUACCCCCAGAAGCCGAACGCACCUCGCCUCCCCAGCAGCCUCAGCUGAAGCUGGUCCCCAGCCAGACCGGGAUAGUGCUGUCCUGGUGCGUGGCGGAGACUGACCGGACCUGUGCGACUGUAGACAGCUAUCACCUCUAUGCCUACCAUCAAGACAACUCCAGCGGCAACGCAGCUCAGCAGCACUGGAAGAAGAUCGGGGAGGUGAAGGCCCUCCCUCUCCCCAUGGCCUGCACACUCACCCAGUUCCAGUCCGGCUCUACGUACCAUUUUGCUGUUCGAGCCAAAGACAUUUACGGACGUUUUGGAGCCUUCUGUGAACCUCAGUGUACAAAUGUCAUCAAUUCCAGCUCCAGUUAAAUCAAUAACAGACAUUCGUUUUUUUUUGUUUUUUUUUUGCCUUUGGGAAACAAAAACAGUUCUCCUGUUUGGUUUUGUUUUUUUUUUUUUUCGUGUUAGGAAUUCAAACAUUGUGUUUGUAAAUACUCCUCCACUUGCGGUAACUGGACUACUGACUGACUUGGAUCAUUACAAUGGCAAAUGGUUGCAUUUGUCUGGUUUAUUGUAUGUUAUAUAUUUUUUUUGUUGCAACUGUUGUGUAUAUAAUUGAAACACUCUGCCCCUUCAGCCAAGUCGGAUGUUUGUGUUGUUAGCGCCUGUUGGGCCAACCCAGAGCCUCUUUUAAAGUGGAGGAGGUGGAUGCGUUGUUGAUGUAUACCGAAUUGCACAGACAUGUUCAAAAAGUGUGUUAAAAUCGGAACGUUAACUUUUGUAAGUUUUGUCUGGGAAUCAGACUUUGACAUGCAUAAUAAAAGGUUUUAUUAAAGUUGAGGC